UACCAAAUCUGUUUACAUGGCUAAUUUGCCUUAGCAACCACGAUCGGGGCCUGCAGGCUGUACGUGUGGAAGGUUAAACGUCCUCCACCUGCCGCCAGCCAACUGUCAGCAAACAAUGGCCCAUCUGCAUACACUUCGACGAAAGCCCUCCCCUGUUGCCCCAAGGCUGCCUUUUAAAGCCCCCCUUUUCAUAAUCUCCUUGUUCAACAAUACCGGCAGCCUCGUGUACGCGUGCUACAGUAGGAGCAGCUUUGAGGGACCCGGGGACUCCUCCGGCCGGCAUCUAAGAGCCUUCUAAUCUCGACAGGUAGCUUGUCAAUAAAAGUGGUACAAACGUGUUCUGCCUGCUCUUGACAGAGAUGGCACUAGUUGAAGACAUGGAGUGCGGUGUGUGUUAUCUGCCCUACUCACGCUCAGGACGAGAGCCUCGUCUCUUGCACUGUGGACACACUUUUUGCACUCCCUGCCUCUGCUGUGUGUCCCAAGAGCGGAAAGGAGCCCUUACCCUUACCUGCCCCCUCUGUCGCCGAGUGACCUGCAUUGGGCAAGAACUGGCAUUACAGGAGGCCCUGUGGGUCGAUACGGAAGUGUGGAAUCAGAUUCCCGAGAUGGAGGUGGAGGAAGAGGAUGAGGAAGGAAAAGAAAUUACAGCAGAAGCGCUAACAGAAGACCCAUCUGAAUGUAACUCUGUAGCUGUUCGGCCAAAGCUGAAAAUUCCAUCAUUCUUGAAGAAACUUUGGUUUCGACGAAGCAGACGAAAUAGCAGAGAAGCUACAGUGAGAUGAUCAGAAUGUCUUGUCAGUGGAUGGAUCUACAGUUUGAAGAUGGACCAACGCUCACUGUCUGUUCAAACAGGAGAGAAAAGCAGACAUUAGCUAUAAUGUAUGUGUAAUGAUGCCCCUUAUAGGAUCCCAGAAGCAUUUCCAAGCAUCAGCAGUGUUCUGUCCUGUAGUCACAAUCUCCAGAUAGCUGCCAUCUUCCUAACUUAAAGUUGUCUCAUGUCAGCUUGUUGUGACUCUUCUGCACCAAUCCCGGACUUUCCCAUGAUCCUGAGAAGCAGAGAAUUGGAACUGAACAUUUAGCAGCAAAAUGGACACACGUUUGCCAUUGUAGAGGAAGACUGUGGACCCCAGAGCCUACUUCCAUACAACUCCAGACAAGGCAAAGCUUCAGUUGGGUAAUUAAUGAAACCAUCAAGUAGCAUUUUAAAGUUUUAUUAUUUAUUUGGAUUUAUAUAUUAUUAAGCGAACUGUCAUUUUUUUUAAUAAGAAGAAAUUAAUCCUUAAUAUUAUAACAAGCCUGUGGACAUCUCAAGUAAUGUGGAUGAAUGGACAGCUGCAAGUUCAUCUUUCAAACAUUGCGAGUCUGCACUGGGUGUUUAAAUGUGAUCCUUCAAACCAGUGUGUGUGUGUGAAUAUAUAUCUGUACAUGCUGAAUGGAGCUCAUUUGGAACCCGAGAUCCUUUACUAUGAUGGAUAUUUUGAAAUUAAUAAUUAACAUUAAGCCAGCUGGAUUCCUCUUCAUUUUUUUUAUAUAGUGCCUUUCAUAGUGAACCAUGUCAUGGUAAUAUUUAAAGCAGUUUCAAAUAAAAACAUUCAUGAUA
Messenger RNA from Erpetoichthys calabaricus (reedfish), 1603 nucleotides. RefSeq lists its product as uncharacterized. The transcript is spliced from 4 exons. NCBI's taxonomy places the organism in Eukaryota, Metazoa, Chordata, Cladistia, Polypteriformes, Polypteridae. Gene Ontology annotation, molecular function: ubiquitin protein ligase activity. Gene Ontology annotation, biological process: protein ubiquitination. The record is from RefSeq and is a predicted model, not a curated record. Bases 360 to 785 code for a protein of 141 amino acids.